CCUGUCCCAGCCAGGGAAAGGAUUUGUUCGGCACUUCCAAUCGACCAACUAUGAAAGGUACACCUGGCUUACAGCGUCGAAGGAACAUUGCAAAUUGUAUUGCUGGGAAUGCCUGUUAUUUGCAACCGACCGAUAUGGUGUUUGGAGCCAUACUGGGUUUGCUAACCUGAAUUGCCUAACCAAGGCCGCAACGAGACACCAAAGCACUGCAGGACACUUGCAAGCAACGGUGCUAUUGAAAACAUUCGGAGACACCCGAGUGGCUCUAGGACUAAAUGAACAAAUGCGAAGGGAAACAGAGCUCCACAAUGAAAGAGUCAAGAAAAAUAGGGAAAUAUUGAAAAGACUGAUUGAUUGUGUCAUCUUUCUGGGUAAACAGGAGCUCUCAUUUAGGGGACACGAUGAACGCAUGGAGUCCACCAAAAGGGGUAACUAUGUCGAGCUUAUUUCCUUUCUGGCCGAGCACGACAAAGAUUUGCAUUACCACCUUUCCACAAACAAAGUGUUUACUGGGACUUCAGGCAAAAUACAAAAUGAUUUGAUUAGUGCUAUAGCUGAAGUGAUUGGAGAGGAGAUAAAAAGGGAGGUCAAUAAAGCACCUUUUGUCGCAGUUAUGGUGGACGAAACUACAGAUGUGAGUACUGCAGCCCAGCUGGCACUGGUGCUCCGUUAUGUGACAGACACUGGUGUCAAGGAGAGGUUUGUCAGAUUUGACGAUGUUAUGAGUGGCAAGCGGGCUGAUGACAUUGCAGCUCUCAUUAUCCGAUUCCUGGAGGAACACAAAUGCCUGGAUAAAGUUGUGGCACAGUGCUUUGAUGGUGCUGCCGUCAUGGCAUCUGGACUAAAUAGGGUGCAGGCUAAAGUUAAGGCGAGGGCUCCUAUGGCUUUAUUUAUACAUUGCUAUGCACAUCAACUUAAUUUAGUACUGACUCAAGGGGCAUCGAAGCUUAGAGAAUGUAGGAUCUUUUUUGCACAUCUCAAUGGCUUAGCUGCAUUUUUUUCCAGAUCCCCUAAGAGCACGCAGUUGCUUGACGAUAUCUGCCAGCGUCAUCUUCCUCAUGUGGCACCAACAAGGUGGCAAUAUAGUUCUAGAUUGGUUAGCACAGUCUUUGAGAAGAGAGUUGCCCUAAAGGAGCUAUUUGAGCACAUAUUAGAACACCACGAUGAGUACGACGAGGAUUCUGUGCGCUGUGCUGAUGGAUACAAUGCACAUCUGGAUGAUUUUGAGUUUUGUUUUUUGCUUUCCACUUUUCAUGCGAUUUUUGAGUAUUCGGAUGUGCUUUUUGGAAUACUGCAGAACAACACACAUGAUGCACAAUUCUGUCUGGCAAGAAUGGACGAGUUUUGCGACACCAUUGAGAGGAAGAGAGGGCAAUUUGGUGAGAUUUAUGAAUCUACUCUGCGCGAAACAGGUGCGCCAAGCACACGGAGAGGCCAAGUGCUGGGGGACAUUCGCGCAAGGUACCUGAAACUCUACAGCGACAUUUUGGACAACAUCCUUGCCCAGAUACGGAACCGGUUUAAAGACCAUGAGAAAGUCCUGUUUCUCUCCCUCCUCGACCCUCAGCAAUUUCAGACAUACCGGAAAAAAUUCCCGGAUGCGGCCUUCUCCAGCUUAACACAGAGCCACGGAACUCUCUUCGACCUGCCCCGGCUUAAAACAGAACUGACUGUAAUGUAUGCCAUGACAGAUUUUGAAGGAAAAAGCCCUACUGACCUCCUCGCUUUCCUUCAGCAGAAAGAUCUAUGCGGGAGCAUGCGUCAACUUUACGCAUUGGCGUGUUUGGCGGUGACCAUCCCGGUAUCUACGGCCUCUGUCGAGGGUACAUUUUCAGCCCUAAAACGCAUUGAAACGUAUUUAAGAAAUAAGACUGGGCAGACUCGACUGUCAGCACUGGCCUCCAUGGCAAUCGAGAAGGACCUUUUAUUGGAACUGAAACACACCGAUGUACUUUACAACCGUGUCAUUGAAUGCUUUAUAAAGAAAGAAAGGAGGAUGGACUUUGUCUUCAAAUGAAGAGCAGCUUUGAGCUGAUGAAAGGGAGAAAGGAACGUCGAGAGCUGAAUAAAGUGGAGGAGAUACUUCAGUACCAGAAACGUCAUGAUUUCAGAAUGAGUGGACCAAAGACUAAGAAGAAUUUCUCACCAAUAAAGCAUCAAAGAGGAGCCAAAAAUCCUAACACCUGCACUAAGUGUGGAAAAAGUUUCAUACAUAAAAGCAGGCUUAUCAUGCACAUGAGAAUUCAUACUGGAGAGAGACCUUACACGUGCCAUCUGUGCAGGAAAAGUUUUCAUUAUAAAGAACAGCUUCAUAUACACAUGAAAAUUCACACUGGAGAGAGGCCUCAUACAUGCAAUCAAUGUGGGAAAAGUUUUGCAUAUGCAUACCAUGUCAAAGAUCAUCUCCUCUGUCACUCUGGAGAAAGAAAAUUUGAGUGUAAAAAGUGUGGUAAAACAUUUGCCUUGGCACAGUAUCUGAAAAACCAUCUGAAAACACACACAAAUAAGAAGAUUUACAAAUGUCCUAUUUGUGGAAAGAGUUAUUCACACCUGUCCUAUUUUAAAAAGCACCAGAAAAUUCAUACCGGUGUUGGGACUCAAAUGUGCUUUGAAUGUGGAAAGACCUUUAUUACAGCUGGCUUCUUGAAAUUACACCAACGAAUUCAUACUGGAGAAAAACCUUACAAAUGCUCACAUUGUGGAAAUAGAUUCACUUAUUCACACAGCCUGAAAGCACACCAGAAAAUCCAUACAGGAGAGACCCCUUACAAGUGUUCACACUGUGAAAAGAGUUUCAAUCGGCAAGACAGCUUGAAAACGCACGAGAGAAUGCAUACUGGAGAGAAACCUUACAAGUGCUCACACUGUGAAAAGAGUUUCAGUCGGCCAGACAGCUUGAAAACACACAAGAGAAUGCAUACUGGAGAGAAACCUUACAAGUGUUCACACUGUGGAAAGAGUUUCAGUCGGCCAGACAGCUUGAAAACACACAAGAGAAUGCAUACUGGAGAGAAACCUUACAAGUGUUCACACUGUGGAAAGAGUUUCAGUCGGCCAGACAGCCUCAAAACACACACGAGAAUUCAUACUGGAGAGAAACCUUACAAGUGCUCACAUUGUGGAAAAAGUUUCUCUCAGUCAUACAGCUUGAAAGGACACAAAAUAAUCCACACUAGAGAGAAAUCAAAUCACUGCUCUUCGUGAAAGUUUCACCACAGCAAGUAAUCUACAUAGACAUGAGAAAAACAUUAUUGUAGUCACAGUGAGCAUAAGUCAUCUUCAUGUCCAACAAAAUCAUGUUAAUAAUUUGAAAUUCAGAUAAACACAAAGAUGGCAUUUCUUCCAAUAGAGCAAAUUAUGAAAGGUCUUAUACGAAUUGAUAACUUGUUUGUGUAUCUGUAUAUUCAGUAAUGUGCAACAUGUUUUCGGCAUUUCUGAAAAAUGCUGUAGAGAAACAAUGUUUUCAAAAUGCCAUGAAUAGUUUUCAUAAAUUGUGUAAAUAAACUUCUG
This is a messenger RNA of Xyrauchen texanus (razorback sucker), 3510 nucleotides long. Its product is annotated as gastrula zinc finger protein XlCGF57.1-like. Gene Ontology annotation, molecular function: DNA-binding transcription factor activity, RNA polymerase II-specific; RNA polymerase II cis-regulatory region sequence-specific DNA binding. The coding region runs from base 1972 to 3204 and encodes 410 amino acids. The transcript has 2 exons. Gene Ontology annotation, biological process: regulation of transcription by RNA polymerase II. The record is from RefSeq and is a predicted model, not a curated record. Lineage: Eukaryota; Metazoa; Chordata; Actinopteri; Cypriniformes; Catostomidae.